Molecule: messenger RNA, 1277 nt
Organism: Amblyraja radiata (thorny skate)
Lineage: Eukaryota; Metazoa; Chordata; Chondrichthyes; Rajiformes; Rajidae
Gene: tlcd2
Product: TLC domain containing 2
Biological process (GO): membrane assembly; phospholipid homeostasis; plasma membrane organization
Cellular component (GO): plasma membrane
Source: RefSeq, a predicted model, not a curated record
GAGAGUUCCCAGCAAAGCUCCUCUAGGAUCUUUGUGUCCCAGCGCUGGGUGCCAGUGUGGGUAUACACGGGCGGACGAAGGGAGUUGAGGGUUGGGUUGGUUCUGACUUGUGUAACACACUAGCGUUGUAUAACACACUAGCGUUGUAUAACACUCGACUCCAACCCCACCCUCUCUCCCGAAACAAUCAACAACCCCGUCGUUUUGAUUUUUUUUGGUCCUGCCCAGAACUGGGGCUGCCUGAAGACAGACACAGACACAGAGUGAGUGCUGGAGUAACUCAGCGGGAGGGGGCCAGGAGGCAGGCAGGCAGCAUGUGUGGAGCCACUACCCCGGGACAUUCAGACAGGCAGACAGAGCCGGGGAGCCCCGCGAUGGACUCCAACCCCGCGCUGCUCAUCGUCGGCGGCUCAGUAGCGGCUUUCGCGCUGAUCAACGGGGCGGCGAGGCUGCUCCCCAUGCCCGAGUCUGCCCAGAGAAACAGCUGGAAAUGGAGAAACAUCUGCACCUCCCUGGUGCACAGCGUGGUGACAGGGGCCUGGGCCCUCCUCUGUUUUUACCUGCAUCCUCGGAUGGCGCAGGAUCUAAUCGGCACCUACUCCCCCUCCUCCCACUGCCUGGUGUCGGUCUCCAUAGGUUAUUUUGUCCAUGACUUUACAGACAUGCUGCGGAACCAGAGGUGGCAACAUUCCUGGGAGCUACUUUUCCAUCAUUCUGUGGUGAUCGGCUGUUUCGGCAUCUCCGUGUGCCUCUGUCGCUACGUGGUGUUUGCCGUGGUCGCCCUGCGUGAGAUCAACUCCAUCUUCCUGCACCUGAGGCAGAUCACUCUGAUGGGCAACAUGCACCGAGCCGUCGCCUUCAACCUCAACAGCAUCGUCAACCUGGGCACGUACGUGGUGUUCCGCAUCAGCACGCUGGCCUGGAUGACCCGCUGCUGCCUCAACCGGGACAACAUCCCGCUCCUCAUGUACGGCAUCGGCAGCGCGGGGAUGGCCGUCAUGACCGUGAUGACCAUCGUGCUGUUCUACCGACUUCUCAGGAGCGACUUCCUCAGCCCAGCAGGGAAGGAAGAGGGAGAAAGAAAAGAAAAUCUAAAAAAAAAAAAGGCCGUUAAUCUCUCCAUCACGGAACCGGGGCUUGGAUUCACUGACGGGAAAAAAAAACGGAUAACGGCAGGUGCAUGGACAACGCAACAUCGCCCAUUCCUUCUCUCCAGAGAUGCUGCCCGUCCCGCUGAGUUACUCCAGCUUUCGGUACGUGGUUAUGUGCUGGGCUAA